AUGUUCCCACCUUUCCAGGCCCAGAUAUCGGACGACCUCUCUCCUGACGACGGUCUUCUUCCCGAGUUGCAAGCCUUGGCCAUUCAAAAUCGACCAUCAAUAUUAACCUUAGCACAAGACAAUGCGCCGGAGCGUGUCAGCUCCUUUGACGUGUGGAUAGCAAGAUGUCUCCAUCACGAUUUCUACUGUACUGCCUAUGAUCAACUUCUCGCUCGUCAUAUAGAGGAGUACAGAUACUUAAAUACUCAAGAGCUUGACAAAUUAUACGAUGCAAUCAUCACCAAACAAGACGAGCUCAAGGAUGUAUAUAUCAGCCUCAGCGACGUGCAAAACGUGGUCCAAUACGCGCGUAUGCUGUUGCGCUCCCUUGAUCCCGAGGUCAGCUGUCACCGUAGACUGUUCAAGAGGCAGCUCAAGCGCUCACGCAAUAGAUACAAGGAAUUGAAGUACAUCGCGGGAUGUUAUAACAAGCGUGUCGGUCGACUUUGGGCAGUCUUGUCUGAGGAGACCAAGCGCACCUGUGACUUCAGGGAUGCUGAAGCUGGACGAUCUUGA
Molecule: messenger RNA, 555 nt
Organism: Melampsora larici-populina 98AG31
Lineage: Eukaryota; Fungi; Basidiomycota; Pucciniomycetes; Pucciniales; Melampsoraceae
Exons: 2
Coding region: 1-555 (184 amino acids)
Source: RefSeq, a predicted model, not a curated record